Molecule: messenger RNA, 1390 nt
Organism: Tetranychus urticae (two-spotted spider mite)
Lineage: Eukaryota; Metazoa; Arthropoda; Arachnida; Trombidiformes; Tetranychidae
Product: mitochondrial ornithine transporter 1-like
Biological process (GO): mitochondrial L-ornithine transmembrane transport
Cellular component (GO): mitochondrion
Molecular function (GO): L-ornithine transmembrane transporter activity
Source: RefSeq, a predicted model, not a curated record
UACAACCUCUAACAAUGCACAAGCGAACUUCAAUUAUGAAUACUUUUUUCGUUGACAUCAUUUCAACAGUUUUUCUCAAAUCUUUUUUAAUUAAUCUAACUUUUUGUAUUUCGUAAAAUUAGAAUUCUAGUUUUUUAGAUUUUUUAGUUAAAAAAUAUGAUUCAAUCUCAGGAUAUCACCCAAAGUAUAACUGAAUCAAAUUUUGAUGUUCAUCGCCAUUUCAUUGAAGGAGUUGUUGGAUUUAUUGCUGGUUCAUUAGGAGGAUCAGCAAGUGUUUUUCUUGGUCUGCCUUUGGAUACUGUAAAAGUCAAAUUGCAAACAUUCCCUCAUCUUUACAAUAAUGGUUUACAAUGUUUCAAGAAAACUCUAAAAAAUGAAGGUUUUUUUCGAGGUCUCUACGCCGGAACAUUCCCUGCUUUGGCAGCCAAUAUUGCUGAAAAUUCAGUUCUUUUCUGUGCUCAUGGUUUUUGUCAAAAAGGUGUUACAUAUUUGUCUGGAAAUGAAGGUGCACCAAAACCACUAGAAAACGCAAUUGCAGGAUUUUUCGCUGCUUUUUUCUCAUCAUUCACUCUCUGUCCGACUGAACUUAUAAAAUGUCGUUUACAAUCUUUAAAGGAAACUGGUCAAAGUGGUAAAGUCACUGCUUUCGGGAUGACUCGUCAAAUAUUGAAAGAUGAAGGUCUAAUCGGAAUGUUCAGAGGUUUAACACCGACAUUCGCCAGAGAAAUGCCUGGUUGUUUCUUUUUCUUCGGUGGCUAUGAAUUUUCUAGGCAUUAUUUUACCAGUGGUGAACCAGAGACUGCAGGGCUUCUUACGACAGUCAUUGCCGGAGGAAUCGGUGGAGUAUGUUUCUGGAUACCAACCUUUCCCUUUGAUGUUGCCAAAUCUCGCAUGCAGAUUGAACCUACAGACGAAUCGAUGAUGAUAAGAAUUAAUCGCACAAAUGGUUUCAGAGCUUUAUAUAAAGGUUUAGGGCCAGCUUUGCUCAUUUCGUUUUCUUCUAAUGCUGCUUUAUUUGUUACUUUUGAAUAUUCAAAAAGCUUUAUGUCUUCUGGCGCUCAAAGUAUUGGAUGGUUUUAAAUACACUGUUUAAUAAACAAUUUAAUACGCUGCUUCACACAUAAUAUGGUAUAAUAACUUUUGUGUUCACAUGCUCAAAAUUUACCUUUCUGUCUCGAACUAAAACAGAUCAAGAUUAAGCCAAUCUUCCUGAUUGUGAAUUAUACAUGAAUUAUCUGAAUAGAGAAGGCAAUCAGCAAUGAAGUCUUUUCUAAUCACAAUUUAUACCAUCUAAUUUAAGUGAAGGUGACUUUAAGUGAAGUCAUCAAAUUACACAAUACCUGCACCUACUCUUCAAGCUAUUUUUCCAAUUAAAUAUUACAUAAAUGGG